GUGGGCACUGAGGCGGCCUCAGGCCCCGGCUCCGUGGCGCAAGUGAAGGCCUGAGGCUCCCCGGAACGGACCCAAAGAGGCUUCCCACUGGGCCGGAUGCCCCCUUCUCUGGACCAUGUCUUUGUGUGAAGACAUGCUGCUCUGCAAUUACCGCAAGUGCCGCGCCAAGCUCUCGGGCUAUGCCUGGGUCACCGCCUGCUCCCACAUCUUCUGCGACCAGCACGGCAGUGGGGAGUUCAGUCGCUCCCCGGCCGUCUGCCCUGCUUGUAGCAGCACCCUUUCCGGCAAGCUAGACAUCGUCCGCACGGAGCUCAGCCCUUCAGAGGAGUACAAGGCCAUGGUUCUGGCCGGGCUGCGACCAGAGAUCGUGCUGGACAUCAGCUCCAGGGCCCUGGCCUUCUGGACGUAUCAGGUGCACCAGGAACACCUCUAUCAGGAGUACAACUUCAGCAGGGCCGAGAGUCAUCUGAAGCAGAUGGAGAAGGUGUACACGCAGCAGAUCCAGAGUAAGGAUGUGGAGCUGACUUCCAUGAAAGGGGAGGUCACUUCCCUGAAGAGAGUGCUGGAAGAGUACAAGAAAAAGUUCAGCGACAUCUCUGAGAAGCUCAUGGAGCGCAACCGCCAGUACCAGAAGCUGCAAGGCCUCUACGACGGCCUCAGGUUACGCAACAUCGCUCUCGCCAACCACGAGGGCAGCGUGGAGCCCGCCAUGCCCUCCCAGCCACCUGCUUUGGCCUUCUCUCUGGGGAAUGCCCCCAGAUUUCCUGCGGACGUGUCACCGGCUCAGAACCGGGCUGCUGGGGACGGAGACUUCCUCUUCAGGCCACUCUUUGUGGGGUCCUCUCCCGCAGCAGAGCCCAGCAACACCUUCUUCAGUUUUGCCUCCCCCCGCCACGCUCAGGAGCCCCAGCUCGGCCUCAGCAAGCCCUUCAAAGGGAAGAGGCUGUAACUGGCGUGGAGCCAGGGGCCCUGGGGGAGGGUUGGGCAGGCUGCCCCUCACAACCACCUCUUCCUGGAAUUCAGCCCGUGUCCAGAGGUUUGCGGGCUUGGGCCAGGCUGUCCGGUUUGGACACCAUGCAGUCAGUGGCCUCCCCGUCCUGCUCCUGUUCCCCUUCCCACGCCCUCCUUCCCUCGAACUCCUCUCUUGCUCUCUCUCCCUCUCUUUUUCUAACUCCCACUUCCCCUCCCACUUCUCCUGGGACUUGGGGCGGAGAGAGAAUCAGCACUGAGGUGACCCGGUGCCAUUGCAGGCUGCAAGCAGGCCAUCACCGACAGCAGCAUGCAGGCGUCACCCAUCCUGUCGGCUUCUGUCUGAUGGGGUGGGGGGAGUGUGUGAUUGGCCACAAGUUUUGGGAAGUGAGAGCUGGGCGGGCUUGGGUUAAUGUUUAGAUAAGCAGCUUGGAUGUGUGGGCAGGGUGGUGGAGUGUGUUUUCCUCUUAGGAGUGGAGGGUGUUUUUCUCUUAAGGGUGGGUCUCAGGAUUUGGGGGCCGGAAGCUGGUGCAGACAUUUUCUAGAUGGGCACCAUGGGCCUUUUUGUGUGUCUGCCUGACAGGCCAUGGGGUGUGGGGUUUAGGGCCCAUCUGUCUCCAGAGGGGAAUCUGUUGAGUCUUCAUGCACUUGUCUGUUUUGGUGUUUCAUUUAGUGUGUAGGUGAGUGUUCAGAAGAGGCAAGAGUUGGUGUAUUUCUUGUUGCAUUUUUUUUUUCCCUCAGCGGGUGCCCCUCCUUUAGACAGUGCAGUAGCAAGGAGAGGGUGGAGGGAAAGGGAGGGAGGGAGGGGCCUGCAGCAUGAUUGCAUCCCGGGCUAAGGUUGUU
Messenger RNA from Tachyglossus aculeatus (Australian echidna), 1812 nucleotides. It is a transcript of the gene CCNB1IP1, whose product is annotated as cyclin B1 interacting protein 1. Gene Ontology annotation, molecular function: ubiquitin protein ligase activity. The transcript has 4 exons. Gene Ontology annotation, cellular component: synaptonemal complex. Lineage: Eukaryota; Metazoa; Chordata; Mammalia; Monotremata; Tachyglossidae. The record is from RefSeq and is a predicted model, not a curated record. Gene Ontology annotation, biological process: reciprocal meiotic recombination. The coding region runs from base 116 to 949 and encodes 277 amino acids.